AUGACCUCCCAACCGGAUCUGGCACCGCAAUUCCUUGCCUACGAUGAAGGUCCAUUUAUCAUUAGAUUAUUUAUCUAUGGCUUUAUCGCUAUCGGUAUUGUUGCGGUCUAUCGUGGAGGCUCUGGGAAACACCUUGCUGCCAAUCUGAUAGUAGAACCUAACGUAUUUAGCAGAGCAGUUUUGUAUCUUUCCGUGGGCGACAUCCUCUAUGCUACCAGCAUUGCCCUCCUCAAAGCCUCCAUCUUGGUCAUGUACUGUCGAAUAUUUCCAUUAAGAUCCAUGAAGGUUGGUGGAUACUCGCUUGGUGUUAUCGUUCUCAUGUGGUGGAUCGCGGUCUGUCUCCUCACCAUAUUCCAAUGUCGGCCCGUCCGGAAGGCCUGGGGUAUGUCCACCACAGAGGGCACAUGCAUUGAUAAAGGCAUAUGGUUUACCAGCGUCGCGGUCCCGAAUAUCGUCACCGACGUGGCAAUCCUGGCCCUGCCCGUCCGCCAGGUUUCCUCGCUUCGGCUGAGCAGAGCUCGGAAGAUGGCUGUUUCUGGCAUCUUUCUCCUCGGAGGCUUCGUGGUUAUCGUCAGUUGCCUGCGGCUCCGGUGCCUGCUCGACUUGCGCGGUGGAGAAGAUGGGGACUUUACCCAACUUGUCGCCUGUGUCUGGUGGUGGAGUGACGUGGAAAUUUCUAUCGGAUGUGUAAGCGCGUGCCUCCCAACUCUCCGGCCCUUGGCGCGAUUGUUGGUCGGCCUCUUCAGACGGUACACGACGAGCAACAGAGUCACCGACGGCUUUAAUAGCGUUGCGACAAUUGGCUGCGCACGGUCGAGGCACCCCGAAGCCAUGACUGGCGAUGGAGUAGAAUCAUGCGAGCGACUCGGCGAUGAAGGAGCGCCAACCACGGAUCUAGAUAUACGGCAGGGGCACUCGAAUGAAGCGAGCACUGUCGCACUCGGGAACCGGGAUUCAGAUCUACAAAGUGAGGCGAUUCCAAUGAGCGCCGUCAUAGCCGAACACAACAUGUGUUGA
Molecule: messenger RNA, 1017 nt
Organism: Fusarium falciforme
Lineage: Eukaryota; Fungi; Ascomycota; Sordariomycetes; Hypocreales; Nectriaceae
Exons: 6
Coding region: 1-1017 (338 amino acids)
Source: RefSeq, a predicted model, not a curated record